AUUUUUACAGUUUUCUGUGUCUAAGGCUUCCUUCCGAGUUUUGGUUGUUUGUUUCUAAAGAGAAGAUAUGAAUUACUUUUCUGCAUAGCUGAAAUAAUACACAUGGAAUCUUCUUAUAUCUAGAAGUGUAAAAUAUACUAUUGAUUUAAUUUCCUAAAAAAGUAUGGCAGAAGAUAAACAGUCAACAAUACAAAAUGAACCUGAAGAAAGUAUAUUUUCUGGAAUGGUAACAUUAUCUGAUUUAGAGACUGUAGAAACUCUAUCUGAAGAAAAGUCGAGUGAACUUGCUAAAGAAGAUACUUGUGCAACUUCUGCCAGCUCUUGCCUUGCCACUCAAGAAAAAGAGUGUGAAGAAGUUGAAGCAAUACCAAGUAAUGUUAUUAUAGAUGGGUCCAUAAAAGACUUAUCAAAUAGGGAUGAGGAGAGCCCUGAAAAAUUGCCUCAAACUAUUAAUACAUCUGAGGAGAGAAUAGAUAAUUCUUCACUUGAACUGGGGACAGAAUUACUUGAUCCUCCCGAAACUCAAAAAUAUGAAGAAGAAGACUCUGCUGGAGACAAGGUUAGUAAUCUGCCCGCUUCCACCAGGGAAAUUGAAGCAGAAAAUGAACUAAAUGAUAAUACGGAAUUUGUUCAGGUGAAUACUGAAAAGGAUGAUAAUGAAAAAGAUUCUACUAAAGGGGAUGAACUUUUGGAGGAUCCUAUAGGAGGUGAUGAAAAUGAUAAUGAAAAUAUUGAAUCCAUGUCAGAAGGUGGUGAUGAAGAAUUGUGCAUUAUACCAGACACUCAAAGAGUUUUACCUCAAACUGAAAAUAUUGAUUUACAACCAUUGAAGGAGCUCUCAGCUGCAACUGGAGAUGCAGAAAGUCAAGAAAGUACCUUCACUAUUAAUAAAUAUAAGGAGAAAAAUCCUCAGACUUGCUAUAAAUGUGGUUGGGUUCGCACACCAAAGUAUAACUUAAAGAAGAUGGAAGAUGAAAUUUAUCUGUGUAACGAUGAUUGCUUGGAAGAUUUUAAGAAAACGGAAAAAGGACAAGUUGUUUUGAAUUGGGAUUCUGAAAUAAGAGUUAAAGAUUUAACUGCUAAUAAUGAAAGUACCUCGUUUAAAAAAACAUGUGCUAGUUGCAAAGAAGAAAUAUUCAACGAAGAAUCAAAUCUUACCUGGGAAAUCAUGGAUUUUUGCAACGAAAUUUGCUUGACAAAGUAUCAGAAAGAAAUAGGAUCUAAAUGCUUCAAUUGUCAAGGAGAUGUUAAAGCAAACUCACUCGGUAAAUAUUGUGUUCGAUUUGGAAAUGACAUUCGUCAAUUUUGCACAAGUCAUUGUUUGGAAAAUCAUAAGAAGGGUCUUAAAGUAUGUUCCUAUUGCCAACUUGAUAUGUCAUUAGGAUCAGAAGCUUUCCUGGCAGUAGGAGACAAGGGUCAAAUUAAAGAUUUCUGUUCUCAAAAAUGUAUGGAAAACUAUGACAUAUUAACGAAUAACAGGCCCCCUAAAGUAGCUGAUGGUUCAAUAUGUUGUGUUUGUAAACUCACCAAGCCUAUAACGAUAUCAUUUGAACUAAAUGGGUCUGAUAACUAUUUUUGUAGCGAACGCUGUUUUGUUGCUUUCAGUUUUGUCAACAAUAUCAAAUCCGACAAAUGUGCAAUGUGUCAAAGGAAUUUUGCUAAAGAAAAAUUGGAGGAGCAUACUAUGUUUUAUGAAAAUACUCAACUGAGUUAUUGUUCAAAUAGUUGCCAAAACAUAUAUAUAAUAGCACAUCGAAAAAUUGUUCCAUGUACAUGGUGUAAAGUAAAAAAGUAUAAUUUUGAUAUGAUUCGAAGGUUUAAUACAAAUGGAUCACACCUCAAUAUGUGUAGUGUUAAUUGUUUAAAUUUAUAUCAGGUUUCUUUGAAUGCAGUUUCUUCCAAGAAAACACAGUGUGAUUUUUGUAAAAAAAAUCUCCAAGCCUUGUAUCAUCUUACUAUGUCUGAUGCAACAAUUAGGAAUUUUUGUUCCUAUGGAUGCGUUAUGUCAUUUCAAAGCCAGUACAACAAAUCACCUAUCACUCUGUCUGAAGAAGCCUUUCCAGUGCCAACUGGUACUCCUAAACGUAGCAAAAGACUAAAUAAAGGAAACAAUACAUGUACUCGUACUGUUGAAACAUCAUUACCUGUCAUAAGUAGGGUACAAAGUUUGUCUAGUACUAAUGGAACGGUAUCAACUGGUACCAGAGCUACCAGAUCUAAAACUUCUAGUACAUCAACAACUAUUCCUGCAACUCCUGUUGCUCUUCAAAAUAAUAUUGAAAUACCUGUGCAGGUGAAACACCAUAUAAUCGUCAAACCUGCUCCUAUUCCGAAUCAACGAAACGUUGCAACUCUCUGCCGUCCACGUAUGUGUAAUAAAGGGGUGAAUGCUACAGCGAAAGUUGAACAUGCCUCAGUUCAAACAGAAAAAAGGGAAGCUGAUAAGGUGUUGAUUCCUGUUCCAAUUCCUAUUUUCGUUCCUCUCCCCAUGCAUAUGUUUUCCACUCCUGUACCCAUGCCACUACCUAUACCCAUUCCUGUGCCUGUUCCUGUGUUCAUUCCAACUACAAGAAAUUCGGCUAAUGGGAUCAUGAAGGAGAUUAAGAAAAUUCAAGUCAAAAUUCCAACAAAUCCUUAUGAAGCGGAGCUUUUGAUGAUGGCAGAAAUGGUGGCUGAUGACAAGAAAGAGGAAAAUACCGAUUCUGAAAGUGAUAUGGAGGAUACAGUUGCUGAUGACACUGGAGGCGGAACUUUCAGCCCAGAACCUCAAGAUGGGAGCAAUACAUUCGGAGAUGAUAUGUUGCAGAUGGCUCUUAAAAUGGCAACAGAGUUAGAUGAACCGGCCGUCGACUUGGAAGGUGCUUUGACUGCAAACACCAUCACAGCAUCCCAAGCGCAGGAUGAGGUACAUCCUGAGGUUUCAGAGGAAGUUGCCCCUGAUCAGUUGCAUCUUAUCGAUAGGGGACAAAGAGGUCGCAAAAGAGCGUUACGUGGUAGUCCAAGACAAGGAGCGAUAUCGAAAAGGGGCCGGAGAAGUCUAUCUCAACAUGUUGAGAUACCUAUGAUGCAGCAACCCCCACCGCAGCCAGAACCACAGGAGAAACCUGACGCCAAUAUGUGUCUCAAAUAUACUUUCGGUGUCAAUGCCUGGAAGCAGUGGGUUACUUUCAAGAAUGCCGAGUUGGAAAAAUCUUCUAGAAGGGUGAAAUUAUUCAAAACGGAGAUUUUACAGCUGACUGCUGAUGAGCUCAACUAUUCCCUCUGUUUAUUUGUUAAAGAAGUUCGGAAACCUAAUGGUGCAGAAUAUGCACCUGAUACAAUUUAUUAUCUCUGUCUAGGUAUACAACAGUAUCUAUUUGAAAAUGGUAGAAUUGACAACAUAUUUUGUGACGCCUACUAUGAAAAAUUUACGGACUGCCUAGAUGAAGUAGCUAAAAGAUUCUCUGUUCUUUAUAAUGAUUCUCAUUAUAUUGUAACCCGGGUAGAGGAAGAGCAUUUAUGGGAAAGUAAACAGCUUGGAGCGCAUUCUCCUCAUGUACUUCUCAGCACAUUAAUGUUUUUCAAUACCAAACACUUCAACCUCACAACAGUUGAUGAACAUAUGCAGCUAUCAUUUUCCCACAUAAUGAAACACUGGAAAAGGAAUCCAAACCAAGCCGGAGCUUCGAAAAUACCAGGGUCAAGAAAUGUUUUGCUAAGGUUUUAUCCUCCUCAAAGUGCCAUACAGAAUAAUUCUAGAAAGAAGAAAGUUUAUGAACAACAAGAAAAUGAGGAGAACCCUCUCAGGUGUCCAGUCAAGUUGUAUGAAUUUUAUCUAUCGAAAUGCCCAGAAAGUGUUAAAACUCGAAACGAUGUGUUCUACCUCCAACCAGAGAGAUCUUGUGUACCUGAUAGCCCUGUAUGGUAUUCAACAAUGCCGUUGCCCAGAGAUGCGUUAGAAAAAAUGUUACACAGGGUUAAAAUGGUGAAAGAAAUAAAUGUGGCACUAUUGACUAGUUAAAAUAAGAAGAAAAAUUGCUUUCUUACCCGAAAUGUGGAUUUCUUGAAUUGAUUAUGAUUUCAGUACGCUUUCAAACUUCACUAGUUUUUGAUAUAGACAUUAGUAACAGUAUUCAUAACAUCUUUAUAUGAAAUAACAGUUGAAAGCUACAUCUACUAUUCUUUUAUAUUUCAUCGAAUAGAAAUUCAAAGGAAUGUAUUAAUGUUAAGUUGAUUCAAAGUUUAUAAUUUGGUUUCCUAAUCUUUUGAGAUGACUUUUAGGAUAAAAUAAUGAUUGGUAAAUAUUUCUAUUGUAAAUAAAGAGUAAUUGUACAUUUUUUAUUGUAAUACCAAUAAAAUUUAUGUGUAAUUUU
Messenger RNA from Coccinella septempunctata (seven-spotted ladybird), 4352 nucleotides. RefSeq names its product zinc finger MYM-type protein 3 (gene woc). Bases 164 to 4000 code for a protein of 1278 amino acids. Lineage: Eukaryota; Metazoa; Arthropoda; Insecta; Coleoptera; Coccinellidae. The record is from RefSeq and is a predicted model, not a curated record. The transcript has 15 exons.